This is a messenger RNA of Tupaia belangeri chinensis (Chinese tree shrew), 4954 nucleotides long. It is a transcript of the gene NRXN2, whose product is annotated as neurexin 2. NCBI's taxonomy places the organism in Eukaryota, Metazoa, Chordata, Mammalia, Scandentia, Tupaiidae. The record is from RefSeq and is a predicted model, not a curated record.
GAGGUGCGCUCCAAGCGGCGCGAGAUGCAGGUGGCCAGCGACCUGUUCGUGGGCGGCAUCCCGCCCGACGUGCGCCUCUCGGCGCUCACGCUCAGCACGGUCAAGUACGAGCCUCCCUUCCGCGGCCUCCUGGCCAACCUGAAGCUGGGCGAGCGGCCCCCGGCGCUGCUGGGCAGUCAGGGUCUGCGCGGCGCCGCCGCCGACCCGCUGUGCGCGCCCGCGCGCAACCCCUGCGCCAAUGGCGGCCUCUGCACGGUGCUGGCCCCCGGCGAGGUGGGCUGCGACUGCAGCCACACGGGCUUCGGCGGCAAGUUCUGCAGCGAAGAGGAGCGCCCCAUGGAAGGUCCGGCUCACCUGACGUUAAACAGCGAAGUAGGGUCCUUACUGUUCUCCGAGGGGGGGGCCGGGAGAGGAGGAGCCAGCGAUGUGCACCUGCCGACAAAAGGCAAGGAGGAGUUUGUGGCCACCUUCAAAGGCAAUGAGUUCUUCUGCUAUGACCUGUCACACAACCCGAUCCAGAGCAGCACGGACGAGAUCACGCUGGCCUUCCGCACCCUGCAGCGCAACGGGCUGAUGCUGCACACUGGCAAGUCGGCCGACUACGUCAACCUGUCCCUCAAGUCUGGGGCCGUCUGGCUGGUCAUCAACCUGGGCUCUGGUGCCUUUGAGGCCCUCGUGGAACCCGUCAACGGCAAGUUCAACGACAACGCCUGGCACGACGUCCGGGUCACCAGAAACCUGCGCCAGCACGCAGGGAUUGGACACGCUAUGGUGACCAUCUCGGUGGACGGGAUCCUGACCACCACAGGCUACACGCAGGAGGAUUACACCAUGCUGGGCUCUGACGACUUCUUCUACAUUGGGGGCAGCCCCAACACGGCUGACCUGCCAGGCUCGCCAGUCAGCAACAACUUCAUGGGCUGCCUCAAGGACGUGGUCUAUAAGAAUAAUGACUUCAAGCUGGAACUAUCCCGCCUGGCAAAGGAAGGGGAUCCCAAGAUGAAGCUGCAGGGGGAUUUGUCAUUUCGCUGUGAAGAUGUGGCUGCCCUGGACCCUGUGACCUUUGAGAGCCCGGAGGCCUUUGUGGCACUACCUCGUUGGAGCGCCAAGCGCACUGGCUCCAUCUCAUUGGACUUCCGCACCACAGAGCCCAACGGGCUGCUGCUCUUCAGCCAGGGCCGUCGGGCCGGGGGCGGGGCCAGCAGCCAUGGCUCCUCCCAGCGGGCCGACUACUUUGCCAUGGAGCUAUUGGAUGGCUACCUCUAUCUUCUUCUGGACAUGGGCUCUGGGGGUAUCAAGCUGAGGGCCUCAAGCCGCAAGGUCAAUGACGGCGAGUGGUGCCACGUGGACUUUCAGAGGGACGGGCGCAAAGGCUCCAUCUCCGUGAACAGCCGCAGCACUCCGUUCUUGGCCACCGGGGAGAGUGAAAUUCUGGACCUGGAGAGCGAGCUGUACCUGGGCGGUCUCCCUGAGGGGGGUCGGGUGGACCUGCCCCUGCCCCCGGAAGUGUGGACGGCGGCGCUCCGGGCCGGCUAUGUGGGCUGUGUGCGGGACCUCUUCAUAGACGGGAGGAGCCGAGACCUUCGGGGCCUGGCUGAGUCCCAGGGGGCUGUGGGCGUUGCCCCUUUCUGCUCCCGGGAGACGCUGAAGCAGUGCGCCUCUGCCCCAUGUCGCAACGGGGGCAUCUGUCGAGAGGGCUGGAACCGCUUCGUCUGUGACUGCAUCGGGACCGGCUUUCUGGGGCGGGUCUGUGAGAGAGAGGCCACGGUCCUGAGCUAUGACGGCUCCAUGUACAUGAAGAUCAUGCUUCCCAAUGCCAUGCACACAGAGGCGGAGGAUGUGUCUCUACGUUUCAUGUCCCAGAGGGCCUACGGACUCAUGAUGGCCACCACCUCCAGGGAGUCUGCCGACACCCUACGCCUCGAGCUGGAUGGGGGGCAGAUGAAGCUCACUGUCAACCUCGGUAAAGGCCCCGAGACGCUGUUUGCGGGGCACAAGCUCAAUGACAAUGAGUGGCACACAGUGAGGGUGGUGCGGCGUGGCAAGAGCCUGCAGCUGUCUGUGGACAACGUGACCGUGGAGGGACAGAUGGCGGGAGCGCAUACGCGGCUGGAGCUGCACAACAUCGAGACGGGUAUCAUGACGGAGCGGCGCUUCAUCUCCGUGGUGCCCUCCAACUUCAUCGGGCACCUGAGCGGGCUGCUGUUCAACGGCCAGCCCUACAUGGAUCAGUGCAAGGACGGCGACAUCACCUAUUGCGAGCUCAACGCCCGCUUUGGCCUGCGUGCCAUUGUGGCCGAUCCUGUCACUUUCAAGAGUCGCAGCAGCUACCUGGCACUCGCCACACUCCAAGCCUAUGCCUCUAUGCACCUCUUCUUCCAGUUCAAGACCACGGCCCCUGACGGGCUUCUCCUGUUCAACUCGGGCAACGGCAAUGACUUCAUUGUCAUCGAGCUGGUCAAGGGGUACAUCCACUACGUGUUUGACCUGGGGAAUGGCCCGUCCUUGAUGAAGGGGAACUCAGACAAGCCAGUCAAUGACAACCAGUGGCACAAUGUGGUGGUAUCCAGGGACCCAGGCAACGUGCACACGCUCAAGAUCGACUCCCGCACCGUCACGCAGCACUCCAAUGGCGCCCGAAACCUCGAUCUCAAAGGGGAGUUGUACAUUGGUGGUCUGAGCAAGAAUAUGUUCAGCAACCUGCCCAAGCUGGUGGCUUCCCGGGAUGGCUUCCAGGGCUGCCUGGCUUCAGUGGAUCUGAACGGGCGCCUCCCAGACCUCAUCGCCGACGCCCUGCACCGCAUCGGGCAGGUGGAGAGGGGCUGUGAUGGCCCCAGCACCACCUGCACCGAAGAGUCCUGUGCCAACCAGGGCGUCUGCUUGCAGCAGUGGGAUGGCUUCACCUGCGACUGUACCAUGACUUCCUAUGGAGGCCCUGUCUGCAAUGACCCCGGGACCACAUAUAUCUUUGGGAAGGGGGGAGCGCUCAUCACCUACACGUGGCCCCCCAAUGACCGGCCCAGCACAAGGAUGGACCGCCUGGCCGUGGGCUUCAGCACGCACCAGCGGAGCGCUGUGCUGGUGCGGGUGGACAGCGCCUCUGGCCUCGGAGACUAUCUGCAGCUGCACAUUGACCAGGGCACCGUGGGGGUGAUCUUUAACGUGGGAACGGACGACAUCACCAUUGACGAACCCAACGCCAUCGUGAGCGAUGGCAAGUACCACGUGGUGCGCUUCACUCGAAGCGGCGGCAACGCCACCCUGCAGGUGGACAGCUGGCCGGUCAACGAGCGGUACCCAGCAGGAAACUUUGAUAACGAGCGCCUGGCGAUUGCUAGACAGAGAAUCCCCUACCGGCUUGGUCGAGUAGUAGAUGAGUGGCUGCUCGACAAAGGCCGCCAGCUGACCAUCUUCAACAGCCAGGCUGCCAUCAAGAUUGGGGGCCGGGAUCAGGGCCGCCCCUUCCAGGGCCAGGUGUCCGGCCUCUACUACAAUGGGCUCAAGGUGCUGGCGCUGGCCGCCGAGAGCGACCCCAAUGUGCGGACUGAGGGCCACCUGCGCCUGGUGGGGGAGGGGCCGUCCGUGUUGCUCAGUGCGGAGACCACGGCCACCACCCUGCUGGCUGACAUGGCCACCACCAUCAUGGAGACCACCACCACCAUGGCUACCACCACCACACGCCGGGGCCGCUCCCCCACGCUGAGGGACAGCACCACCCAGAACACAGAUGACCUCCUGGUGGCCUCGGCUGAGUGUCCGAGCGAUGACGAGGACCUGGAGGAGUGUGAGCCCAGUACUGGAGGAGAGUUAAUAUUGCCCAUUAUCACGGAGGACUCCUUAGAUCCCCCUCCCGUGGCCACCCGCCGCCCGGCCUCCGGGGGCCCUUGCCAGGCCGAGCGGGACGACAGCGACUGCGAGGAGCCCAUCGAGGCCUCGGGCUUUGCCUCCGGGGAGGUCUUUGACUCCAGCCUCCCCCCCACGGACGACGAGGACUUUUACACCACCUUUCCCCUGGUCACGGACCGCACCACCCUCCUGUCACCCCGAAAACCCGCUCCCCGGCCCAACCUCAGGACAGAUGGGGCUACGGGUGCCCCUGGGGUGCUGCUCGCCCCCUCCGCCCCGGCGCCCAACCUGCCAGCGGGCAAAAUGAACCACCGAGACCCGCUGCAGCCCCUGCUGCCCCGGGUGGAGACCCCCCCCCGGGGGCCCGGGGCCCCCACGUCCUUCGAGCCGCGGAGGCCCCCUCCCCUGCGCCCCGGCGUGACCUCAGCCCCCGGCUUCCCCCAUCUGCCCACAGCCAACCCCACGGGGCCUGGGGAGCAGCUCUGCAUCCUCAUCCUCCUGUACGCCAUGUACAAGUACCGCAACCGCGACGAGGGCUCCUACCAGGUGGACCAGAGCCGGAACUACAUCAGUAACUCAGCCCAGAGCAACGGGGCUGUGGUGAAAGAGAAGGCCCCGGCUGCCCCCAAGACGCCCAGCAAGGCCAAGAAAAACAAGGACAAGGAGUAUUACGUCUGAGCCCCGGCACCGCGCCCCACUGCCAGCCGCCCCUCCCGGGAGGGCCCGGGACGAGGGUGCGGCCCUCUCCCUGCCGCGGGCCUGGGGACCCUCUCCCUGGCUGCCUCAGGCUUCUCUCGCGAAGAGGAAACGCAAAAAAAAGGAAAAGGAAAACCCGUGCUCGUCCCCUUCCUCCUGCUGUCCUCGGCAGCGGCGUCGUCAGUCCUGGGGCUGUCUGUCCCUCAGCCCUGCGCGGCCAGGCAGGGCACGUGCUCACAGUCCUGGGUUGAUUUAUUUUUUUAAGGGGGGUAGUUUUAUUUUGGUGGGGUUGGGCGGGAAGGAAGGCUGGGGUUUUGUAAGUGUCCACCGCUUGUCCCGUUACUUUUCCAUUUUUCUUCUUCCUCCCUCUGUCCCUUCGCCUUCCUUCUUUCCCAGCCCUUCAGUCCCCAUU